Molecule: messenger RNA, 1442 nt
Organism: Otolemur garnettii (small-eared galago)
Lineage: Eukaryota; Metazoa; Chordata; Mammalia; Primates; Galagidae
Product: translational activator of cytochrome c oxidase 1
Exons: 5
Coding region: 181-1074 (297 amino acids)
Cellular component (GO): mitochondrion
Source: RefSeq, a predicted model, not a curated record
CCGGGACGGGGCCGGGGUCAUUCGCGGGUAGGUCAGCUCGCGAAGGCCUAAUUGUUUGGGUCUCGGGUGACAGGCACAGGCAGCCGCGGGGUCCUGACUUGCUUGUUCCGGCGUCAGAUUAGGCGGGCUGACCUUGGCUGCUGCUGUUUGCAGCUUCCUUCCCGUCCAGGGUCGGAGCCAAUGGCUGUUUGGGCCGCCGCCAGCCUGCGCAGGGCAGCUGCCCGAUGCCUGGGGGCACAAUGCCCCAGGAUCCAGACGGCUCCUCGGUGCUCCCAGGCGCCCUCCCAGCCCAACCCCCCGAGUUGGGGUCCGGUUCCAAGCAGGACGCUGCACCUCACCGUAGUGGCUCCAGCCGGGCACAACAAGUGGUCCAAAGUUAGGCACAUCAAGGGACCCAAAGACGCCGAAAGGAGUCGCAUCUUCUCCAAACUCUGUUUGAACAUCCGCCUCGCGGUUAAAGAGGGAGGACCCAACCCUGAGCUCAACAGCAACCUGGCAAACAUUUUAGAGGUGUGUCGCAGCAAGCACAUGCCCAAGUCAACAAUUGAGGCAGCACUGAAAAUGGAGAAAACUAAAGACAUGUAUUUGCUGUAUGAGGGUCGAGGCCCUGGCGGCUCUUCUCUGCUCAUUGAGGCGUUGUCUAACAGUAGCUCCAAGUGUCAGUCAGACCUUAGACAUAUCCUGAACAAAAAUGGGGGAGUGAUGACUGAAGGAGCUCGUCACUCCUUUGACAAAAAGGGGGUGAUUGUGGUUGGAGUGGAGGACAAAGAGAAGAAAACUGUGAACCUAGAGCGUGCCCUAGAGCUGGCAAUUGAAGCAGGAGCUGAGGAUGUCAAGGAAACCGAAGAUGAAGAAGAAAAGAAUAUUUUCAAAUUUAUUUGUGAUGUUUCUUCACUGCAUCAAGUGAGGAAGAAGCUGGACUCUUUGGGCCUGUGUUCUGUGUCCUGUACACUAGAGUUCAUUCCCAACUCAAAGGUGCAGCUGGCUGACCCUGACCUGGAGCAGGCUGCUCAUCUCAUCCAGCUUCUCAGCAACCAUGAGGAUGUGAUCCACGUCUAUGACAACAUUGAGUAACAAGGUCAAGUGUUCCUGUAGCUUCCUCCUAGGCAAGUGGCAGCCCAUUCCAGAUCACAGGCUUCUGCAGCCAUCUCUGAGAGUAAAGCAGAAGGGGCUUGCCUGGCAGGACAGGAGGCCUAAGGCUAAGACUUGCAUUCUUGAGGCCAAGGGAACCCCAUACUUCCAUGGGACCCCUUUGUCAGCUCUGCUGGUGUCUGAUAGCCCUUCUGGAUGAGUCUCCUAACACUUUUCUGAAUGUAAAGUAUAGCCACCUACCUGGUCAGAAUGUGGUCUCAAGGUAUUUGGCCCUUGUGGACACUGUAAGUGCCAUGAGGCCCUUUGUGCUAGAAACUGCUCUUAAAUAACAACAGUGAUUGAUUUGGGUU